UUCCUCCCCAGGGCCGGGGCCGGCGCCCCCGGGGUCCCCAGCCCCCGGCCUCCCCGGGGGUGCGGAGGGGAGCGGGGGGCCGGCGGGACCCCCCUGCGCCCCUCCAUCGCCGGGGUCCCGCUUGCGGGGAGCGAAAUCCUUCGGCUCUCCCCCUCCUUCCCUCCCCUCCCUCCUCCCUCCCUCCUUCCUUCCUUCCUUCUCCAGGCUUGGCCCGGGGAGGGAGGGGGGCUCUGCCUGCAGUCUGCCUUCACGCCUGCCCGCCCGGGCGACGCCGGGCUCCCGCCUGCCCCGCGACCCCCCCCCCCCCGACCCCUCCGGCCGCCCCCGGCCGCCCCCCGCGCCCCCCGGGCCAGGUGAGGCUGCUCUGCCGUCUCUUUCGGAUGUAGGCAGGCGAGACCCCGGAUGGAUUUCGGGAGCGUCAUGAACCAGGCUGUGACCCCCUGCUCCCCCGCCGUCAACUAUGAACCGCCGUCCCCAGGGGAGAGCAUCACGAAGCAGGUAGACACCCCGGAUGCCACAAAAUCCCCCAGGAGCGGGCAGUCACGCUGCAAAACCUCCAGGAGCAUGAGCCUGACCUCGGCCAUGGAGAGCAGCUGUGAGCUGGACCUGGUGUACAUCACGGAGCGGAUCAUCGCCGUCUCCUACCCCAGCACGGCUGAGGAGCAGAGCUUCUGCAGCAACCUCCGUGAGGUGGCUCACAUGCUGAAGUCCAAGCAUGGGAACAACUACGUGCUUUUUAAUCUCUCUGAGCGGAGACACGACAUCAGCAAACUUCACCCCAAGGUGCUGGAUUUUGGGUGGCCUGACCUGCACACCCCAGCGCUGGAAAAGAUCUGCAGCAUUUGCAAAGCCAUGGACACGUGGCUCAAUGCGGCGACACACAACGUGGUGGUGCUGCACAACAAGGGGAACCGUGGCCGGCUGGGGGUGGUGGUGGCUGCCUACAUGCACUACAGCAACAUCUCGGCCAGCGCCGACCAGGCUCUGGACAGGUUUGCCAUGAAGCGCUUCUAUGAGGACAAGGUGGUGCCAGUGGGACAGCCAUCCCAGAAGAGGUACAUCCAUUACUUCAGCGGUCUCCUGUCCGGCAGCAUCAAGAUGAACAACAAGCCCCUCUUCCUCCACCACGUCAUCAUGCACGGCAUCCCCAACUUCGAGUCAAAAGGCGGUUGUCGGCCGUUUCUGAAAAUCUACCAGGCUAUGCAGCCCGUCUACACCUCGGGGAUCUACAACGUGCAAGGAGACAGCCAGACAGGCAUCUGCAUCACCAUUGAGCCCGGCUUGCUCCUCAAGGGUGAUAUCUUGCUGAAAUGUUACCACAAGAAGUUUCGCAGCCCAACCCGUGACGUGAUUUUCCGCGUGCAGUUCCACACGUGCGCCGUGCAUGACCUUGAUGUUGUCUUUGGCAAGGAGGACCUGGACGAGGCCUUCAGAGAUGACCGCUUCCCUGAGUACGGGAAGGUGGAGUUCGUGUUCUCCUAUGGCCCUGAGAAGAUCCAAGGCAUGGAGCACCUGGAGAAUGGGCCCAGCGUUUCCGUGGACUACAACACGUCUGACCCGCUCAUCCGGUGGGACUCCUACGAGAACUUCAACAUCCAGCGUGAGGACAGUACAGAGGGCACCUGGGCUGAGCCGUCCCUGCCCGGCAAGCACCUGGAGAAAGAGGUUGGGCACACGCAAGGGCCCCUGGAUGGGAGCCUCUACGCUAAAGUGAAGAAGAAAGACUCCCUCCACGGCAGCACCGGCGCCGUCAACGCCGCUCGCCUCCCGCUCUCGGCAGCACCCAACCACGUUGAGCACACGCUCUCGGUGAGCAGUGACUCGGGCAACUCCACCGCCUCCACCAAGACCGACCGGACCGAUGAACCGGGGGUGCCCGGGGCGCCCAGUGGCCAGGCGGUGCUGAGCCCCGAGGAGAAGCGGGAGCUGGAUCGUCUCCUCGUUGGCUUCGGCUUGGAAAGGGCGCCGCCCAUGCACAACCACGUGCCCGGCCCCAUACCGGCGCGCCUACCCGCCAUGCCAGGCCGCCACGUGGUGCCGGCUCAGGUGCACGUCAACGGGAACGCCGCGGCGCUGGUGGCGGAGCGGGAGACGGAUAUCUUGGAUGACGAGCUGCCCAACCAGGAUGGGCACAGCGUGGGAAGCCUGGGCACACUCUCCUCCUUGGAUGGCACCACCACCGCUAGCGAGGCCGGCUACCAGGAGGCACCCCGGGUGGGCAGCCUCUCCUCCCUGCCCAACGGCCCCUCAAGCUGCAACGGAGCUGAGAAGCUACUGAAGGAGGGGCUGUACGAUGGUGAGCCGCUCUCCAACGGCGGCUACCCCUACAACAACCAGAACGCCCUGAUGGGCCACCACCUCCGUGACCCACUGCCUUCCUUGCGGCCUUCAGCAUCCACUCAGGACCAUCUGGCCGGCUAUCCGCAGCGCCCGCCGGGCUCCCACGCACCGGGCUGGCUCCAGCCCCAGCCGCUGCCCAGCUCCCAGCCCUACCUGUAUGGCUACGACCCCCCCGGCACCUACCGCUCCCGGUCCUUCCCGGCGGUGGACACAGCCAAGUACGACACGACCCCGGCGCUGCCCCAAGCCCCGACUCGCAGCACCAGCAGCCGGGAGGCCGUGCAGAGGGGCUUGAAUUCCUGGCAGCAGCAAGGAGGGAGCCGGCCGCCUUCCCGGCUGCAGGAGGGUGGCAUGGAGAGCCACAGCCCCAGCAUCUCCAGCUGCAGCCCCCAGCCCAGCCCGCUGCAGCCAGUGCCCCCACACAGCCACAGCAUGCCUGAAUUCCCCCGGGCGCCUUCCCGCCGGGAGAUCGAGCAGUCCAUCGAAGCCCUCGAUGUCCUCAUGCUGGACCUCGCACCCACCGUCCACAAGUCACAGAGCGUGCCCGCCACCUCCCGCCAGGACAAGCCGGCAGGACCCCUGCUCUCCUCCCUCUCCGCCCAGCCCAUCGCUGGUCUCUAUGCCCGGCCGGCUCCACAGGUGGCCCAGCCAAGGUCCUUCGGCACCUCCGUGAGCCCUGUGGUCUCCGAGCCUGGGGGCAAAGCCUGUUCUCCCAGGGAGCCGGACUAUGGGGUGCACGAGUACCGGGAAACCUAUUUGCCCUACAGCUACCAGCAGGCACCGGUGCCGGAGCCGAGGAGCUACAGCCAGGCCCCAGCUGGAGCACCGAUGGGCAUCCUCCCACUCAGCACCUCCUACAGCCCCGUGGGGUCUCAGCAGCUCCUCAUCUCCUCCCCGCCUUCCCCCACCGUCCCAGCACAAACCCAGAUGCCCCCCAAGGGACCGGAGAGCUAUGAAGACCUGUCGAGGUCGGCAGAAGAGCCCUUGAAUCUGGAGGGCCUGGUGGCCCACAGGGUGGCAGAGUACAACGCCAAGCUCAGGGACCUCAACAAGAGCACCAAAGCCCCCCGUCCUCCUCUGAACCAGCAACGGUCCUUCUCCUUCUCCGGGGUGCAGUCCCGGGAGAAGCCCCCGGAGGAGAGUGCCGUCCCUGCCCGCAAGCGGACCCCCAGUGACAGCCACUAUGAGAAGAGCUCACCGGAGCCCAGCUCGCCGCGCAGCCCCACCGUCCUCUCGCCUGAGGUGGUCAGCACCAUCGCGGCCAACCCUGGAGGGAGGCCCAAAGAGCCUCACCUCCACAGCUACAAGGAAGCCUUUGAAGAGAUAGAGGGUGCCUCCCCUACCAGCCCACCCUCCAGCGGCGGUGAGAUUUCUCCCCCCACCCCAGCCUUCCCUGUCUCGCCACAAACCCCUUACUCCAACCCCUUGCGUUCUCCCCCUGGCCUGGCCAAGACCCCGCUCUCAGCACUGGGGCUGAAACCCCACAACCCGGCCGAGAUCCUGCUGCAUCCAGUGGGAGAGCUAGAAGGGGAGGCGGGUGGUGACUCUGAAGAAGAGCCCAGGAGCUACGUUGAGUCGGUGGCCCGCACGGCCACGAUGGGCAAGGGAGGGAGCCUGCCCACCACCCAGCCUGGAGGCCCGGAGAUGCCUGCCAGGAACGGCACCUUCACCAACUCCUUCACUGCCCCCAGCCCCGUCUCCACCAGCAGCCCCAUUCACAGCGUGGAUGGGGCCUCCCUCCGCAGCUACCCAUCGGAGGGCAGCCCCCACGGCACGGUUACACCUCCCCACACCUCGGCCGAGCCUGUUUACCGGUCGCCUGUUGGCUCGCAGAUGCCCUCUGCUCACAGCAGCUACCAAAAUUCAUCUCCAUCUUCCUUUACAAUGGUCCAAGGCGGGGUCCCGGGCUCGGCGUACGCCAGCCCUGACUACCCCGAUGGCCGAGCCAGCCUCCAGCCGGACCCCCAAGCUCGGCCGCAGCCACAGGUCAAUGUGGUGGGGGUCCACGUCCUGCCGGGGAGCCCCCGCACCCUGCACCGGACAGUGGCUACCAACACGCCGCCCAGCCCCGGUUUUGGGCGAAGAGCUGUCAACCCCAGCAUAAGUGGCGCUCCCGGCAGCCCAGGGCUAGGCAGGCAUGCUGUGACGGCCCACGGCAACUUGGUGGCCACACCGGGGAGCCCCAGCCUGGCCAGGCAUCAAGCCGCGGCAGCCGUCCCCCCCAGCAGCCCCCUGUACGGCUACCCCAGCCCGGAGGAGAGGCGCCCGACGCUGUCUCGGCAGAGCAGCUCCUCCGGCUACCAGCCUCCUUCCACGCCGUCCUUCCCCGUCUCACCGGCGUACUACCCUGGCACAAGCACGCCGCACUCCUCCUCUCCGGACUCGGCCGCCUACCGCCAGGGCAGCCCCACACCACAGCCUGCGCUGCCCGAGAAGCGUCGGAUGUCGGCCGGGGACCGCUCCAACAGCCUCCCCAACUAUGCCACCAUCAACGGCAAGGCAUCCUCGCCCCUCUCCAGCGGCAUGUCCAGUCCCAGCGGUGGGAGCGCCGUCGCCUUCUCCCACACCCUGCCAGACUUCUCCAAGUUCUCCAUGCCAGAUAUCAGCCCCGAGACUCGUGCCAACGUCAAGUUUGUGCAGGACACUUCCAAGUACUGGUACAAACCAGAGAUCUCCAGAGAGCAGGCCAUUGCACUGCUGAAGGACAGGGAGCCGGGGGCUUUCAUCAUCCGAGACAGCCACUCCUUCCGGGGAGCCUACGGCCUUGCCAUGAAAGUAGCUUCUCCCCCUCCCACGGUCAUGCAGCAGAACAAGAAAGGAGACAUCACCAAUGAGCUGGUGAGGCACUUCCUCAUUGAGACCAGCCCGCGGGGUGUGAAACUAAAAGGAUGCCCCAACGAGCCCAAUUUUGGCUGUCUCUCAGCUCUGGUGUACCAGCACUCCAUCAUGCCCUUGGCCCUGCCCUGCAAGCUGGUCAUUCCUGACCGAGAUCCCAUGGAGGAAAAGAAAGACACUGUGUCAGCCACCAACUCGGCCACGGACCUCCUCAAACAGGGUGCGGCAUGCAACGUCCUCUUCAUCAAUUCGGUGGAGAUGGAGUCACUGACGGGCCCCCAGGCCAUCGCAAAGGCUGUCGCCGAGACGCUGGUGGCUGACCCCACACCCACUGCUACCAUUGUCCACUUCAAAGUCUCUGCACAAGGCAUCACCUUAACCGACAACCAGAGGAAAUUGUUCUUCCGACGACACUACCCCCUCAACACUGUCACCUUCUGUGACCUGGACCCCCAGGAACGAAAGUGGACUAAAACUGAUGGCAGCGGCCCAGCCAAGCUCUUCGGCUUCGUGGCCAGGAAGCAAGGGAGCACCACAGACAACAUCUGCCACCUCUUUGCCGAGCUGGACCCGGACCAGCCAGCUGCAGCCAUCGUCAACUUUGUCUCCAGGGUCAUGCUUGGCUCUGGCCAGAAAAGAUGAGCUGGCGCUUGCGGGUGAUUCUUGAAUUUUGGAGAAGGACUUGGAGCUGAUCCGAGAAGGAGUGUGAGGAAGUGCAUUGUGGGAGAGGGAAGUGAAUCGGGGGGGGGGGGAAAGGGUUGGAAUUUUGGAGGAAAACAGCAAACAACAAAAAAACCCCAACAAAACCCUUAAAAACUCAACACAAGCCAAACACACACAUAAAGGAACCAAAAGCACGCACCUACAUAAAAGAGCUACAAAGUCACGCCAGACAGGAUGCAUGUCCCAUCGCGGGGAAGGUGACCAAAGUGAAGGCGGCAGUGAGAGGCGUAUUCCCAGCUUUCAACAUCACGGUCCGGAGCGGUGAUGUCCACUCAGGACCGAAUGCGGGACCAUGACUGGUGUUUUCCAUCUGGAAAAAAAAGAGACAACGGGCAAAACCCAUGGAAGAAGCUCCAUCCCAGCAGCUCCAUUGGCAAACAUCUGCUGUGUGUUUGAAACCACCCGUAGGAAGUAUCGACGUAGGCUGGGUCUGUGGGACACCGGAGGAGAUGCGCUCAGAAACCUUCCUUUGCCUGGCUGCAGCGGAGGGUCCUCACCGGCCCCCACGCUUCUCCUGAAACCUGCUGGCCACCUGGCAACUUUCUGGGGGCACAGGGGAGCUUGGUCCUGAACCUUCCCGUCCCUGGGAAGCUCGGUCACAGGCUGGCCUCUGUUGCUGACCUAGAGCCCAGCACCGGUCACAGGUGAGCCACUGUGAGUCCACCCGGAGAGGGGGGGUGACGGCAUUUCCCCACCUCCCUGGUGGUGCUUGUGCUCCCCAGCCUGCAAGGAGGUGUGUGGGGGCUCCUGCCGCCCAUGCCUGGGGAAGGCAGAUGCUCCCCAGGAGCCUUCCCGGAGGAUGCAGAAAGUCGCCUCCUCUCCAGUCUUCCCCUUUUCCCUCCCGUCACUAGUCCUCUUUGGCAGUUUUCUCCUGCAGCCUGUCACAUGUUCUCCUAACACAAAAAAACAAAACAGAAAGAAAAACAUUGUAAUAAUAAUAAUAAUUAUAAUAAUAGCGGAUGCUAGCACAGGUGGGUUCCCUGUGCAAAGCAGUGGACCCGUGGCUACCCCUAUCUCGCUCUUCGGAGACGCGCAAGCGGUUUUUGAAUUGCAUGGACGUUCAAGUUGCACGAAAGGCAAAUGACUACAAGUAACUCAGGCGCUUUUUUCUCCUUUUAUUUUGGAGGCCACGUUAAAAAAAAGAAAAAGAAGGAAGAAAAUUAAAGAAAAAAAGAAAAUAAAAAAGGAAAGGACCUGCAGUCGCUGGGCAACUUUGGCUCAGUGGGGAGGUAACAGGUCUGCUGAGAGCCACCCCGCUCAGCAUGCACCUGCCCCCAAAACCAGCUGGCUGGAGGCUCAUGCCCCCCGAAUGCACCGUAGUUUUCCAGUGUCUUCAGUGCUGUCGGCUUUUCCCUUUGCUUUGGGAGGUGAGCAGGGCCAGCUGGGGGGUGAGAGGGAUGAAGGGCCCCUGUGCUGCUGCGGAGGGUGGAUCGUGGUCGGGGGGCAGCAGGCAGAGGUCCCGGCCCGGCGGUGCUGGGGAGGGUGCAGAGGAUGCUUCAGUCACAUGUGCAGGUUUGGGGCAGGAGGAACAGUCUGGCUGGAGCCAUGGGGUCAUUGCUGAACCCUCUGCUGCAAACAUCCCCCCCGAGAGCUUUUUGGGAGAAGUUUUCAGUGCAAAGUGGCCCAGUUAGUCUAUUGGGGGUGAAAAUUAGAAACACAGCACUGCAGCCCCCCUGGAGAGCUUGUCUCCCUUGGACUGCCCUUGCCUUGACAGCUAUAAUAUAUAUAUAUGAGCUACACUGACGAAAUACUGUAAGCUAACGAUAUUUUAAGGAGGAAAAAAAGGUUAAAUUUACACGCGGAAAAUAUUUAUUUUUGCCAUAUUGCUUUCUGUGCACCAUAUCUCCCCCAUUAUGUCUGCCCCCUCCCCCUCUUCCCCUGCCCCAGGGAAACACCUGCACAUUAAAAGAAAAUCCAGAACAAGGAAAAAUACGGAUGGGGGAAGAGGCGCGGGGCCCCCCCCCCCGUGUCGGGGCGGUGUGCGUGUGACCGGUGUGCGUGUGCGUGUGUGCGUGUGCGUGGGGGAGCGAGCGACGUGGGUGCCCGGAGGGGGCUGGCACGGCCGGAGGCUGUACUGAUGUACUGAAGCGAGUGUGAAAGGAUGCGUAGCGAGGAGUUGGUUGCGAGGUGGCGGCAAGACUGGGGGCUCCGGGGGGGAUUUCCCCCUCCCCGGCUCCCUGGCCGCACGGAUGCGGAGACCUUUUCAUUUUUGAUGUUUCCAAAAAGCGAUUCCCUCCUUCUGCGAAAUUCAAGCGAGAUGAGAGAUGAUCUCACACGUAAUCUCCUCACCCUGCCGUUCACCGGUUAGAGAAAACACUGUGUUUAUAGAUAGAUAAAGAUAUAUUUUUGAAAGCCUCUAUUUUUCAGACUUGGUUUUCUCACUGCUAAGAAAAGAGAUGAUAAUAAUGUAAUUUUAUUUUAAUCUGCUGCCUCAGAAACAGGUGCUUGAAACUCCCAUUCCUUUUUUUCUCCCCAUACAAACAAAAUAGAUCUAAGCACCCCAGAGAUGUCAAGUAGAAGCCAACCCCAGCAGAUACCUGCCGAUAGCAUCACGCCUGCUUCGGGCCCUGAGCCGCUCAUGGCUUCCCCACUAACCCACUAGCUGAAGAUGUAGACCAUAUCCAAAUCUCUAACACUAACAAAAUUGUCUGAUGAUUAUGUUAUUUUUUAACACAUAGCUAAUCACCUUCAAAUGAUGUAGCCAGGUGUUUGUCAGCUCCCUUUAAAGGCACUUUUUUUUUUUUUCCUUUUAUCUCCUUUUUUAAGUUACAUUUUUUAGGUGUAACUACCCUAUCUGUCCCCAGGAGAGAGCGUCAGCCAGUGUUGAGGAUCGCCCAGGUCCCAGGGCUGGCGGGGACCUAGUGUUGAUAUUUUUUCCUUACAAAAGGGACAGAAAAAGACUCUGUAUUUUUUUCUUUGGUUUUUAAAUGCAGUCAUGGUAUUUGAGAUUCAAGCUUGUGCGAGUUAAGCCCAGCAUAUGUUUCGUUGUAAUCACACUGCCGUUGUCAGCAGCCGGAUGGUAUCUCUCUCUCGCUCACGCACACACACACAAACACAUCCCUCCUUCCUGCACAAAGAACUGCAUAUAUUCUUGCCAAAGAUAUCCUUAAAAACGCACUUUUGCCCACAUAUAUAUAUAUAUAUAUAUUAUUUUUUUUUUGCGUGUGUAAAUUUAUUGUAUGUGCCCUAUUUGUGUCAGUUUGUUUUUCAAAGAAGCCCUUUCCCACCCGUCCUCCCUUUGCUGUCAAAGUUACUGUCUGUUGGAAAAUGCUACCCAGGGGGGUCGUUUGCUGCCUGUCCCAAACGGUAGCGCCUGCAAUGUGUGAAAUGUGGGGUUCCCGUUCAGCGGGGCUGGCUCUGGCUCUGCCCUGCUCCGGGAGCUAUUCUGGGGGAUGAUCCAUGUCAUCAUCUGCUGAUGGGAUGCACCCAUCUCAUGGUCUUUGCCAGCCCCUCAUUGCCAGUGGAGAUGGGGGGCUCAUGGGUUUAAGCAGAUAAAUUGAGCAAAGUUUGGGGUUGCUCUGGAUGCAACAUUUUCUGGCUGCCCCCUGGUCAAACCACACAUGGAAAACAAACCAGGUAGGGAGAAAAAACCAACCCAGCCUCUGGGCAUUGAUUUUCCAGAGAGCUCAACCGCCUGAACCGAAGUGCAGAGUAAAUCCCCACCCAGCAGGUUGGGCAGGUAAAGAAACCAGUUGCCCCAAAAACCCCAGACAGCAGCAUCAACAAAAGGCAACCCUUCCCGUUGGAGCAGGCAGGAGGAUCAGACAGCAAAGGAGCCCGCAGGGGCUUGUUUCAUUUCGUUCGUUUGUUUUGCAAAUUAUGAGGUUGGUUUGGGGUUACUAAUUUUUUUUUUCUUUUCCUUAAAAAGGAAAAAAAAAAAAAAGAAAAGAAAGGAAGCAACCUGACGUUUCUGUUGGCGGAUCCUGUGCCGCCGUGUUAUGCGUGGGUUUUUUUUUUUUUUGUUGUUGUUGUUGUCUUUGUUACUUUGGGAACGUUACAGAUUUAUUUGCUAAUCAGUGUUAAUGAACAGUUUCAAACUUUUAGACUCGCCCAUUUCUGUGUAUUUAUAUAGAUGGAAAAAAAAUACGUUAUAUUUUGUAUCUUUGUGCCCAUAAUGUUGUUGCGUGUGUAAGGAUGACUUUGGUCACACCAUGUCCGUGUGUGAAUGUGACUCCGCUGUUGUCUUCCCAUUGUACAGAUGUCGGAUUCUUUGCAGUUCAUUGUAUGGCUUUAUAAAGUGGUAAAAACAAAAAAAAUCAGUUAUAUAAAAUAUACUGUUGCUUGGAAUGCCA
Aquila chrysaetos chrysaetos is the source of this 10190-nucleotide messenger RNA. RefSeq names its product tensin 1 (gene TNS1). Gene Ontology annotation, biological process: fibroblast migration. The coding region runs from base 403 to 5817 and encodes 1804 amino acids. Gene Ontology annotation, molecular function: protein binding. The record is from RefSeq and is a predicted model, not a curated record. The transcript is spliced from 32 exons. NCBI's taxonomy places the organism in Eukaryota, Metazoa, Chordata, Aves, Accipitriformes, Accipitridae.